UUGACAUUAGCAACCAAACCCUAGCGCUCGGACCUUCAUACUAAGGUUAGCUGUUAUGUUAGCUAGCAAGGAGUUUACAACACCAUAACACGUCAAGGUAACUAAUAUAUGCGAUAUAACGUGGUUUAUUUUUAUAAAAAAUGGACUCAAAUUCGUUGUUCUAUUCUUUGGAACUGGUCGCCGGUAGCGGAAAUACUUUAAACGUUGAGCAAAGAACCGCUUUGCAGACUUCCCUGGUCAUCCUGAAGAAAAACUACAAGUUCCAUCGAGUCUUGUUUUGGGGCAAAAUAUUGGGAUUAAAGGAGGAUUACUUCAUCGCUCAGGGGAGAGGAGAAGAUGAGAUGAAGGAUAAAAAGACUCUUUAUAGCUUCAACUGCAUGGACUGGAUGCUGCUCGCCCCCGCCACAGACUCUGUGAUCGAGGAGGUGUCCAAAACGGCUAAGGGUCGCUUCGUAGGAGACCCCUCAUAUGUGUAUGAGCAUGUUGAGAUCCACAGGCCAGGAGGGAGGGAUGAUGCUAUACAGGAGGAGGAGGUGGUGACCAAAGUGAAUGAGGAGAGCAGGCUGGCUGUCACGGUUCACCGGAUCGAUGAGGAAGCAUCUGUGGCUCCGCGUGGCGCCUACCUCAAGAGUCCUCAUGGCCUCGUCCAGAUCAACCGCAGCUUUGGUGGUCUUUCUCACUCAGAAGCUGGGAAGCUGGACAACUUCCUCCACUUCAGCAAAGCCAAGAAUCUGAAGAAGAAAUCCAUCCUGGAAAUGGGCGAAUUAAACCCAGCCAUCGACUUCAUGGAUGUGCUGAGUGACGACAUUCCUAAAGGGUCGUGGAGUCUCCAGCUGGAAUGUGCCAGCAGAGUGCUGGUGCUGCGCAGCCUGCUUUGGCCCGGCCUGACCUUCUUCCAUCUGCCAACGACCCCGCAGCACGGACACAUCUAUAUCGGUGAUGGCAGGAAGAAUCUGGACCUUCCCUUCAUGCUAUAAAAAGAUCUUACACAUAUUUACAAAUUCUCCACUUCUGUCGUUCACAUUUCACAAAUUGUAUUUUAAGUUAAUUAUUCCAGUUCCAGACAUUUUGUUGCUUCUACCUUUAAACAAAUAAACUCAAGAAAGCCCAGUCAUGCAGUUUGUGUCUGCAAGCUUUUGGUUCUGUUUAGUUGCUAGCUGUUUCUAUACAGUAAACACAGGUUGAGAGGCCGAGUAAUCACACAUUUUAUUUGCACAUUUGAAUAUA
Messenger RNA from Notothenia coriiceps (black rockcod), 1227 nucleotides. RefSeq names its product radial spoke head component 9 (gene rsph9). Lineage: Eukaryota; Metazoa; Chordata; Actinopteri; Perciformes; Nototheniidae. The record is from RefSeq and is a predicted model, not a curated record. Bases 141 to 977 code for a protein of 278 amino acids. The transcript has 5 exons. Gene Ontology annotation, biological process: motile cilium assembly; cilium movement involved in cell motility; axoneme assembly. Gene Ontology annotation, cellular component: radial spoke; axoneme.